Calidris pugnax (ruff) is the source of this 2832-nucleotide messenger RNA. Its product is annotated as two pore calcium channel protein 1-like. Gene Ontology annotation, cellular component: membrane. The transcript is spliced from 20 exons. Gene Ontology annotation, molecular function: monoatomic ion channel activity. The record is from RefSeq and is a predicted model, not a curated record. The coding region runs from base 94 to 2328 and encodes 744 amino acids. NCBI's taxonomy places the organism in Eukaryota, Metazoa, Chordata, Aves, Charadriiformes, Scolopacidae. Gene Ontology annotation, biological process: monoatomic ion transport; transmembrane transport.
CCGCUUCCGCCGGGGCGGGGGCCGGACGCCGUAAAGGCGGCGGGGCCGGACUGGGGCAGGCGCAGCGUCCCCGUCCGUCCCCCUCUCCCAGCCAUGGCGGAGGCGGCCUCGCAGGAUCUCCUGCUGGCAGCAGCGUUUGUCUCCGAUGCGCAGUACAACAGAAAUAUUCCUUUUAAGACCUCCCCGGAGGCAGUCAGGCUUUAUUAUCUCUAUAACCACUGGAUUAUGCGAACAGUCACCUACUUCUUCAUCUUUCUCAACCUAUCCCUUGCAGUGUUUGAAGAACCUGCUGUGUAUCCGCUCCCCUUCCUGGUCACUUCUCUGGUUGAGGUGUUGUGCCUUCUGGUGUUCUUUGGCCGACUGACACAUUUUGCAAAAGUGACCUUUCGCAACGUAUUCUGGAAGGAUACCAAGAACAUCUGCAUCAUGGUUGCAAUCCUGUUAUCCCUAACAGACUUGGCCAUAUAUGGGAUCCUCAGGAUAUACAACAUAAGCAGCAUUAGAUGGUCAAGAAUUGUGAGACCCAUCUUCCUGAUCAACUUUGCAGAGAGUCGCCAGAUUCGGAGGGCCUUCCGCAGCAUCCGCAACACGCUGCCAGAGAUCACCUACGUCUUCUUGCUCUUCAUGUUUAGCCUUCUCAUGUUCUCCCUCAUGGCCUUGAAGCUGUUUGGUGAGAGGAAUCUCCAGACAGCAGAAGGCUUGCCGUAUUUCAAAAACUACCUAGGAAUUGUGUUUGACCUCUAUGUGCUGGUGACAACAGCAAACAGCCCGGAUGUCAUGAUGCCAGCAUUUGACUUCAGCUCAUGGUAUGCCCUGUUCUUCAUUGCCUUUGUCAUUGUCAACACGUAUAUCUUCAUGUCUCUCUUCCUGGCUGUCGUGUACAACAACUACAAAAAACACCUGAAGAAUGAGAUCCGUAAGCUUGCUUACAUGAAGCACCGCAAGAUGAUAGAGGCCUUCAACCUCCUGAAGGAAGAGGAAGGAGCACAGUUUGUGGUUAGAGAAGCCCGGUGGAAGGAGCUUGUCAAGCUGGUGGCUCCUGAUAUCAGCAGCUCCCACCGAGAGCUGCUGCUACGCAUCUCGGAUGAUGAGCAGAAGGGUUUCAUAGAUAAGAAGUCCUUUGUACAACUGGCAGAUCUCCUCAACAUCCAGGUGGUUACCCUGAAAAUACGCAGCCAUCCACUGAACCAAUGGAUGCCUCGUGUGUACAAGUCAGCAGUGAGUCAGUUCCUGCGCAGCAUGGUCAGGCACAGGGGAUUUGUUUGGACUUACGAUGUGAUCAUUCUAAUAAAUGCUGUUUUCAUUGCUCUGGAUGAGGCAUCCCCCUAUAUUUCUUAUGCAGAGUGGGUCUUCCUUGCUUUGUAUAUAACUGAGAUACUCCUGAAAGUGUACACUUACGAACCGAGGGCGUUCUUUGGAAAAAAUCAGUUCUGGAACUGGUUUGAUACCCUCAUCAUCUUUGCUGCCUUGACUGCAACAAUACUCAAUACCACCCUGAAAUCAACCACGAAGUACAACAGCCAACAGAUCCUGGACAUUGUCUUCAUCUUAAGGGUCCUCAGGCUAGUAAGGAUUGUUGACAGCAUUCAAAGGUUCCGGGUCAUCAUGAACACGCUGAUAAACAUCGUACCGACAAUGUUGACAUUUGGUGGGCUGACUCUGGUUGUGUACUGUGUAUUUGCUAUCAUUGGUAUGGAGUUAUUCCAUGGGAAAAUCCAGUUCUUUCCUGCAAACUCAAAUGCUCCUUAUGCCCUGGAAUGUGGAAACCCAGCUCUCAAGGAUUCUCUGUUUGCCCGUGGGAAAUACUGCAAGAACAACUUCAACAACUUUGUAUCAUCCUUCAUCGUCCUGAUGGAGCUCACUGUAGUCAAUCAGUGGCAUGUCUUUGCCAAUGGAUUUGCCAACGUGACGGUUCAGCCUGCGAAGCUGUAUUUCAUUGCCUUUCACAUUGUGAUGGUGAUAAUUAUUGUCAAUAUCUUUGUGUCAUUCAUUUUGGAAGCUUUCUUUGUGGAGUACUCGCUAGAGAAGAGUGAAGUAGAAACGGCUAUUGAGCAGAAAAUCCAGGAGCUGGGAAUGGGAGUUCAAGAGGAUAAGCUCCAGGAUGAGCAGCUCCUUGAUAACAUGGAGAGUGAUGAGCACGACCUCGAGGGGGAAGGUGGAACAAAGCGACAGGCUAAAGGGCUGGUGUUUAAAAUCGCCUCCAAACACCCUCCUGUGCACACUUUGGUCAGUAGCCAGUCUAUGAAGAUGCUGCUUUGGUGGUUGAGAUCCUGCUGUUGCCAAGAAACCUGUCCUCUGCUUUUCACCCUCCUGGUACAGGACGGUUGAUGCUCUGCUCCAGCGGAUGUUUGAAGCUGAGAUCCCCCUUGAGGACGAAGGCCCUUCAUUUGAGGAGAUCUUAAACUUGUCCCCGGCCCCUGCUGUACCCAGUGACCUGACUUCUGAGCGUGCAGCAUAACGGGGGGCAGCCCGUGAGGAGAAACUGGUUCUGCGCUGCCUGGCUGGGGUGCUCCCCGGCUGGCUGCUCCCCCGUGCCUGGGGGCUGGGCCACGCCGUGGAGAGGGCAGCUGAUGCCAGAAAACGGCUUCAUCAUGUAAAGGAGCUUUAUCUCGUGCCAAGUCCGGUAAAAAUGUUGAAACUGGGGAUGCUCUCCUGGGAAGCAGAGGGAGAGGGAAGUACCUGACUGUGCCAGUCGAGUGAUGGUGCAGUAUUCAGUAUGUUAUGUUACUUGUAACUGGAACCUUGUAUUGCAGCACUUUUAUAUGCCUAUAUGGACCCAUGUAAGCUGAAUUAAUCAGCUCUUCAGUACAUUAAAUUCAGCAGUUUAAAAAA